AGACUGUCUUAGGCCAGUAGCUGGCAACAGCCGAGAGGCGUAUUGCAGUGUCUGCAAAAAGACCAUUAAUAUUACCUGGAUGGGGGUGAAGGCGGUCAAAUCGCAUAUGGAGUCUGCCAGUCACCGAGCCAGGACGCGGGGACGUAGCGCGCAGCUACCGCUGUCGCUGUUUUGCGCUAGCACGACUGCUAGCUCUACGCCCUCAACCUCCACUGCUCCCUCAACUUCGUCUGCUCCCGCCCCGCAAUCCACCGCCAGUAUUCCUACGACCAGCACACAGAUGCUCUGCGCUGCCACCUCUACACUGCAGGCCGAGGUACUGUGGUGUUUAGAUUUAGCAGUAAAACACCACUCGUUCAAGUCAAACGAUAACAUAGGAGAGCUGUUCCGCAUGAUGUUCCCGGACUCCCAAAUCGCAAAAUCGUUCGCGUUGGCCAAGGACAAGACCGGCUACAUCAUCAAAUUUGGCAUUGCCCCCUAUUUUAAGAAGCAACUGGUUGAGGCCAUCAAUCAUGCUGGACCGUACGUCCUGAUGUUUGAUGAGAGCCUCAACCAGUCGUCAAAGAAAAAACAAAUGGAUAUACACAUUCGUUUUUUGGAAGAUGGUUGUGUACAGUCCAGAUAUUUUGGCUCACAGUUCCUGGGACAUGGAAGAGCUGACGAUCUGUUGCGCCACAUCAAAGAAUGUGUUGCACAACUCAACAUGAGGGAGCUUCUCUCAGUUGGAAUGGAUGGCCCUAAUGUGAACUUCAAAGUCCUGGAUCUCCUUCAAAAGGAGCAUGCUGAGCUGUACGGAGGUGCUCAAGUCCUGAUGGUUGGGAGCUGUGGACUGCACACCCUCCACAAUGCCAUGAAGGCAGGCUUCACAGCCUGGCAAAUUGACAAACUCCUGCGCGCGCUCCAUUUUCUCUUCCACAACGUUCCUGCCCGAAGAGAGGACUACACCAACAUAACCGGAUCAUCCUGCUUUCCCCUCUCUUUCUGCGGCCACAGAUGGGUCGAAAAUGUGCCGGUUGCAGAGAGAUUCCUGGAAGUUUGGCCCAUGAUUCAGAAGUAUGUUGAUGCUGCUGAGGAGAAGAAGGUCCAAAAACCGAACACGGCCUCUUAUGACGUCAUCCUGGCAGCACUAGGAGAUGCACUCUUAAUGGCAAAGCUUCAAUUCUUCCUCGCCAUUGCGAGAAGUUUUAACCCAUUUCUUGUUAAAUACCAAACAGAUGAGCCAGUGUUGCCUUUUUUGGCAAAAGAUUUAACUGAGCUUCUGUUGAGUUUACUGAGGCGGUUCAUUAAAAGGGAGCUCCUAAAGGACCAAAGCCCCCUGCAGCUCAUUAAUUUGGACAUCUCUGAGGAGAAGAACUGGGUCUCCCUCAAAAGGGUAGACAUAGGCUUGGGGGCUGAAUCUGCCAUCAAGGUAUUUUCAGUGUUUAUUUGUUUUGUGAGUUGAAUUUGUGAAUUAUGAUGCUGCACAAAUCAACUAGCAAUUACAGUUUGUUCAGUAUUAAUAUUAUCAUUAGUAUUAUGUAAACAUUUCCUUUCAAAGAAAGCAUCGACUAUAUGUUUCUUAAUGUUUCUUGAUAGGCACUCCUGGGCAAACCAGGAACCAAGAUAGGGGAACUAUCUGUACUCAGCCUGAGAAAAGAGUGUUUGCAGUGUCUGAUUAGCAUCGUGAAGAAACUGCAGGAAAAGUCCCCGUUGAAAUUCCCCAUUGUUAGGCAGAUUUCCUGCCUGGAUCCCACAAAGAUGGUCAAAGAUCCAGAGUGGUGCAUUGUACAGAUGAAGGCAUUAGUACAUACUUUCAUCCAGGGACAGCAGCCACCUGUCAGCAGCUGACAGGUGGCAUUGCAGCUGGUAAGAAAAUAUUGUAUAGGGACAGUAGAAGUGGAUAGGUUAUUCAAAUUGAGAACCAAUGCUUUAGAUACUGUUGUGUAUCUAUGAUGUACUGUAUGUACUUUUGUUGAAUGGAUGAUGAAGCAGUUGACUGGAAUGUUAUAAAUGUAAUGAAUAUAUCUUAAUUUGUACCUGUCAAUGUUGCAGGUGAUGUCAUCAUUCAACAAUUCACAUCCUUUCUCUCUGUCGUGGGCAGAGAAGAUGAGUUUGUUUCCUUCCAACCCCUGAGGCAGCGUCUCGAUGUCUUUCUCCACUCUAAACUCUGUAUGUCCCACCCUGACCUGCUAAAGUUCUGCCAAAGUGCUCUCCUCCUUUCCCAUGGACAGGCCACAGUAGAGAGAGGCUUCUCGGUGAAUAAAGAGGUAGAAACGUGUAACCUCCGUGAUGAAUCUCUCGAAGCCCUCAGGUUAAUCUGUGAUAAGGUAACUGUUUGUGGUGGCGUUCUUAAAGUUCCUCUGACCAAGGAGCUCCUGGCCUCUGCUGCUUCAGCGAGGUCACAAUACAGGCUAUACCUUGAGAGUGAGCGGAAAAAAAAGGAGAGCGCCACACAAGGGCUUAAGAGGAAAGCAGCAGAGAAGGAGCUUGAGGACCUCCGGAACCAGCGGCAGGUACUCAAUAGCGUGUGCCAUUCACUUGAAAAUGAUGCCGACAAGUAUGCAGAGAUGGCUGAGGGAAAGGCAGGAACAAAGAUGGCUGAGCUCAUCACAAAAUCCAACUCUCUUCGGAGAAGA
Molecule: messenger RNA, 2615 nt
Organism: Gadus chalcogrammus (walleye pollock)
Lineage: Eukaryota; Metazoa; Chordata; Actinopteri; Gadiformes; Gadidae
Exons: 3
Coding region: 80-1441 (453 amino acids)
Source: RefSeq, a predicted model, not a curated record